AUGGCUGAGGCUGAGGCUGUCCCGGAGACUUACGAGCUUGCAAGAAUAGGCACCUUCCUCUCUUGCUUCCCUUCGGCGUUUGGCUGUCCACGACAGGGCCUCGCAGCGCCUUCUGUCCGGGGCCGCAUACAGCUUGCAAAGUGGAUGCAAGGGGGAAACCAUUUCUUGUCUGGCUUGGAGGCGUUUUCACACAUUUGGGUCACCUUUCUGUUUGACAAGAACAAACACAGUAGCGCAUCAUUCUCAUCCAGUUCGUUCUUGAAGCCCACUGUUCGACCACCUUGGCUUGCAGGUGACGAUGGGCGCCGCGGAACUCGGGGAGUUUUUGCAACAAGAUCGCCUCACCGCGUAAAUCCAAGGAAUGUGGUCCAAACCCACUUGGGUUGA
Molecule: messenger RNA, 387 nt
Organism: Durusdinium trenchii
Lineage: Eukaryota; Dinophyceae; Suessiales; Symbiodiniaceae
Source: the annotation of a GenBank genome assembly